GGAAGCAGCAGCCACGUCGAACUUCAUUUCCCAGGAGGAAAUGUAAUCUGUCAGUUGUAUACGAUCUACGAGCUCAGACAGGCAGUGCAAGGGACGACUCAUCUGAACGGUGUCAAUUCUGUCUGUCUUUCAAUGAUUAUUGCAUUUGCAGUCAAAAGAGGCAACAUUUAAUCUCACUUGGCUAUAAAUAGUGAAUCCCUAGCCCCCCGCCCGCUACCCUUGCACAGAGAUAUGAGCGGCAGCGGGCGGCCCAGAACUAGCUCGUUUGCUGAGCCACAAGGUGUUCCCGGAGCCACUGCAGCAUCCACUGGAUCAGCCGCUGCCGUGGGGAGCAGCACGGGAAAGACCGGGGUCCCGCAGGCCUCGGGGAGCAGUUCGUCUGGAUGCUCGAAUUUAAAGCUGUCCAGGGACAGUGGGAAGGUGACUACAGUGGUGGCCACAUCUGGGCAGGGUCCCGACCGUCCACAGGAGGUGUCCUACACGGACAUCAAGGUGAUCGGGAAUGGCUCCUUCGGUGUGGUGUACCAGGCGCGCCUCAUCGACAGCCAGGAGAUGGUGGCCAUUAAGAAGGUGCUGCAGGAUAAGAGGUUCAAGAACCGAGAGCUACAGAUCAUGCGAAAGCUGGACCACUGCAAUAUCGUGAGGCUACGCUACUUCUUCUACUCUAGUGGUGAAAAGAAGGAUGAGGUGUAUCUCAACCUGGUGCUGGACUUUGUCCCGGAGACCGUGUACAGGGUGGCCCGGCAUUUCAACAAGGCCAAAAGCAUCAUUCCGAUCAUUUACGUCAAGGUGUACAUGUACCAGCUGUUUCGCAGCCUGGCCUAUAUCCAUUCCCAGGGUGUCUGCCACCGAGACAUCAAACCCCAGAACCUGUUGGUGGACCCUGAAACGGCCAUCCUAAAGCUCUGUGACUUUGGGAGUGCUAAGCAGCUGAUUCGUGGGGAGCCCAACGUGUCGUACAUCUGUUCGCGGUACUACCGCGCCCCAGAGCUCAUCUUCGGCGCCACCGACUACACGGCCAACAUCGACAUCUGGUCGGCGGGCUGCGUGCUGGCCGAACUGCUGCUGGGACAGCCCAUCUUCCCCGGAGACAGCGGAGUGGACCAGCUAGUAGAGAUCAUCAAGGUUUUGGGAACUCCAACACGUGAACAGAUCCGUGAAAUGAACCCCAAUUACACAGAGUUCAAAUUCCCCCAGAUCAAAGCGCAUCCCUGGACUAAGGUGUUUAAGCCUCGCUCCCCUCCGGAGGCCGUCGCCCUGUGCUCGCGCCUGCUGGAAUACACCCCGGUGACGCGCUUUUCGCCCCUGGAGGCCUGCGCUCACUCCUUCUUCGACGAGUUGCGCCAGCCCAACGCCCGGCUGCCCAGCGGCCGAGAGCUGCCCCUUCUCUUCAACUUCAGCACCACCGAACUGUCAAUCCAGCCCCAGCUGAACUCCACCCUCAUUCCUCCUCAUGCCCGCGCACAGACUGCUUCCUCUGAUGGCUCUGGGUUAGACGGCUCUUCUCAGCACAGCUCUGUACCCGGAUCACUAAACAGCACCUGAAAUGUCCCUGCAAACCCUCGGUCUGCCAGCCCGACACACGCACACACACACCUCUGUCUGCCAGCCUAAACACACACACACACACACACACACACACACACACACACACACACACACACACACACACACACACACACACACACACACACACACACACACACACACACACACACACACACACACACACUGUAUUGCUUCUUCCUCGCUGCUUGUUAUUUUUCCCCAUUGGUUACAAACAUACCUUUUUUGUACUGUACAUACAUUGAACAAACCAUUCAUAGCCGGAAGAGGAGAUCAUUAGCUGACAAGGUAGUUUUGUUACAUGAAAUUGAAACUCGAUCAGCACUACAGGCUAAGAGUUGGAGACACAAACACACUUUCUCAUGUACUGACACCUUAAGUGUUAUCCCACUCCCUCGCUGCAUCUCCUUUGGCCCUCUUUCUCUCCGGCUGUUUAUAACACUCAUGUCCCGGCUGUUGGGGGUGACAUUUAAAGCUCCAGUAGGUGGGACAGGUCCUCUCUAUAAUACUUUUUUAUUUUUUAUUUUUUUAAAUCAAGGUAUUUUUUUUCUUUUUAUUUUGUUUUAUUUAUUUGACUGAGAACUUCAUGGCGAGUUCCUGCCACCACCACACACAAAGUGAACAGGAGUUUGUCUCUAGAAGCCAAUUGAGGUGUUUCCCCAGUUAGUCUACGAUGCGACCAAAUGAUUCUAAUGGGAUAAAAUGCUGUUCGUUGCAAGAUGGAGAGAUGAAGAGGCUGUGUUUGUUUUAUACUUUUAAAUGAUAUUUAAAAAGAGAUUAAAUGACAGCUGCUUUUUUCUUUUACUUGUAAAUGUAUUUAUUUUUUAAUUUGCUUCGGAAAAGGCACUGAGUUUUUACAUUGAAAGGGGAGUGCAAGUUAUAGGUAGCCGUACUUGCUAGCAAUUUCCCAUGUGUGUUGAGGACCUAAAGGAAAAGUUUUGACAGAGGGUGGUGGAGUUAGAGAGAUCCAGGAUUCACAUCUAUGUAGCAGCAUCUCUCCCACUGACAAUCCCAAACUGAGCCUACUUUUACGGUCCGUGGGAAGACGAUCAAGGUGCUAUCGAUGAUUAAGACUGCUGUGGUAGUCAAUUGUCACCUUCCUAUUGGCUUCAAUAAAUGGCAUAGCAUCAAUUAUAUUUGGUGCUUGUUAUCCAUUCAUAGCAUGAACUCUUCUGAACUCCUGAUUUUGAAAGCGGGAGCUUUCUGAAAGUAUAUACAAACCCGUGCUGUGUUUUGAGAUGUUCAUUUCAAAUUUGCAGUGAAGAAAGUGGACUUUUCGCAGCACACUUGUAAGAAUCUUUGUCAGUGUGGCACCCAUCUAGAUUGUAGAGGACGAAGGGAUUAUCAACUAUGGGGGUUCAGCCUUAUGGACAUAAAUAUAUACUAUAUAGAGUAGUUAACUCCAGUUUGGACUUUGACAUAGACCAUGAUCCCCGUUCCUUAUAGUAAAUUCUCUGAAAUGGGAGUCGAGGUGGGUCUGUGUGAAGACUUACUCUGUUACUGGUGUAGAAGGGCAGAUAGCUAGUUCAUAGUAGUCCUAUAGGCUUGUACUUUGCUAUGUGCUUGUGGGAGUUCAUGAGAAUAAGUGAGAAAUUGAAGGGUGGGGGGAAUAGCAGAGUAUUUGUGUGUUCAUGUGAAGAAUUGUACCCGCCAAUUCAAACUGCACCGUUUUUAAAAAGCCAGUGUUGUAGGUUUAGUUCAGUUCUCAGUAAUGACCACUUGAAUGCUUUCUAGUGCAGGCGCGUUAUGCUAUUGUACAACCUCUGCCACCCCCUUGUAUGAACAACCCUCAUGUGCUGACAUUGAUUUAAAUAACUCAUUUUCCCUCCCUUUAUCUCUUUGAAGCCAUCUGCUUCCUAGCCCAGAAUCCCAACUGAUUUGCUUGAAAUGUAGCAUAUCGUUUUGGAUUCCAUUUGCUUCUCUCCCUGACCUAUGCCCCCCCAUCUUUCUUAUUGCACAUCUGUAAAUAUCACCCACUUUUUUUUUUUUUUUUCAUUUUCCUCGUUAUUUGUAUUGCCGUUUAUUUUCCAUUACCUGUUGAAGCCGUCCGUAACAGACUGGUCUCAUUCCCAUUCAAAAGUCUGUAAAUACAAUUUGUUUUCGAUGUCCUGAUUUAUGAUGUAUAUACCACCCUACAAAAAAAAUACAAAAAAAAUCUCCCUCUUUGUUGUCUCUCUCCAUCUCUCUGGUUGUGCACCCCAUCAACAUACCAUUGUAC
This is a messenger RNA of Oncorhynchus gorbuscha (pink salmon), 3784 nucleotides long. Its product is annotated as glycogen synthase kinase-3 beta-like. The record is from RefSeq and is a predicted model, not a curated record. Gene Ontology annotation, molecular function: ATP binding; protein serine/threonine kinase activity. NCBI's taxonomy places the organism in Eukaryota, Metazoa, Chordata, Actinopteri, Salmoniformes, Salmonidae. Gene Ontology annotation, biological process: negative regulation of TOR signaling; protein phosphorylation; negative regulation of canonical Wnt signaling pathway. The transcript has 10 exons. Gene Ontology annotation, cellular component: cytoplasm; axon; nucleus. The coding region runs from base 232 to 1545 and encodes 437 amino acids.